AUGGCAGUGAACAGCAACAACAACAUCAUCAUCCUUUCCAAUGAGCAGUUAUUAAUGGAGGAAGACUUCAUAGACAUGGACAUUAGCUCCUCCUCCACCACCACUACCAGCUUCCUCUCCUUUAACAACACCUCAUCAUCAGAAGCAGCAGCAGCAUCACCACCACACCAGAGAGAGUUUGAGUUUCAAAUGUCCAUUAACACACCACAAAGAGAAGCUCUAACUUCUCCUGCAGAUGAGCUUUUUUACAAAGGAAACCUCCUCCCACUUCAUCUUCCACCUCGCUUGCAAAUGGUACAGAAACUCCUCGGAAACUCUGAAACAGAGUUCAGUAAUCAAACAGCAACAAGCACUCCAUUUGAGUCCUGCAACAUCUCUCCGGCAACUUCUUGUUACGUCAGUGGUGAGCUGAAUCCUGAUGACUACUUCUUUGAAUGCUCAAAUGGAUUUGUUCAACCUCACCAGAAGAAAUCAUGGGCAAGGAAGCUCAAGUUAACUUCAAAGCUCAAGGCUCUAGAGCUUACAUCAAGUCUCUCUUCACCAAACCAAAAUGUCCUUCACAGGAGCCAUGCAUGA
This is a messenger RNA of Dioscorea cayenensis subsp. rotundata (Guinea yam), 576 nucleotides long. Its product is annotated as probable membrane-associated kinase regulator 4. The coding region runs from base 1 to 576 and encodes 191 amino acids. The record is from RefSeq and is a predicted model, not a curated record. NCBI's taxonomy places the organism in Eukaryota, Viridiplantae, Streptophyta, Magnoliopsida, Dioscoreales, Dioscoreaceae. Gene Ontology annotation, cellular component: plasma membrane. The transcript has a single exon. Gene Ontology annotation, molecular function: kinase inhibitor activity.